UGUAAGCGGCGCUGCCUGAAGGACCCCAGGGCUUUCCAUGCCGCUGUGCUGCCGGCGGACCAGGAGUCCGAGCUUCGGGAGUCCAAGCCCGAGCCGCCACCGCCGCCGCCGCCGUCCGUGACCCUGCCGGAGUCCCGCCGACCGCGGGCCGCCCCUGCCCGGCCGCCAGGAUGCUGGAGGAGGCGGGCGAGGUGUUGGAGAACAUGCUGAAGGCCUCGUGCCUGCCCCUCAGCUUCAUCGUCUUCCUGCCGGCCGUGCUGCUGCUCGUGGCGCCGCCGCUGCCCGCCGCCGACGCGGCGCACGAAUUCACCGUCUACCGCAUGCAGCAGUACGACCUGCAGGGCCAGGCUUACGGCACCCGGAAUGCAGUGCUCAACACAGAGGCGAGGACAGUAGAGGCGGAUGUGCUGAGCCGCCGCUGCGUCAUGAUGCGGCUGGUGGAUUUCUCCUAUGAACAGUAUCAGAAGGCCCUCCGGCAGUCAGCUGGGGCAGUCGUCAUCAUCCUGCCUCGGGCCAUGGCUGCUGUGCCCCAGGACGUCAUCCGGCAAUUCAUGGAGAUUGAGCCCGAGAUGCUGGCCAUGGAGACCAUUGUCCCCGUCUACUUCGCGGUGGAAGAUGAGGCCUUGCUUUCCAUCUACGAGCAAACGCAGGCUGCCUCAGCCUCCCAGGGCUCCGCAUCUGCAGCGGAAGUUCUUCUGCACACAGCCACUGCCAAUGGCUUCCAGAUGGUUACUAGUGGAGCCCAGAGCAAAGCUGUGAGCGACUGGCUCAUCACCAGUGUGGAGGGCCGGCUGACAGGACUGGGCGGAGAGGACCUCCCCACCAUCGUCAUUGUGGCUCACUACGACUCCUUCGGGGUGGCCCCCUGGCUUUCCCAUGGAGCUGACUCCAAUGGUAGCGGGAUUUCUGUGCUCCUGGAGCUGGCCAGACUCUUCUCAAGGCUGUACACCUACAAACGCACCCAUGCGGGGUACAACCUGUUGUUUUUUGCUUCUGGUGGGGGCAAGUUUAACUAUCAGGGCACUAAGAGGUGGUUAGAAGAUAACCUGGAUCACACCGACUCGAGCUUGCUGCAGGACAACGUGGCCUUCGUCCUGUGCCUGGACACCCUGGGCCGAGGGAAUGGCCUGCACCUGCACGUGUCGAAGCCCCCAAGGAGGGGCACCCUGCAGUACGCUUUCCUUCGAGAGCUCGAGAUGGUGGCCGCCAGCCAGUUCCCAGAGGUGAGGUUUUCCAUGGUGCACAAGAAGAUCAACCUGGCGGAGGACAUGCUGGCCUGGGAGCAUGAGCGCUUCGCCAUCCGCCGGCUGCCCGCGUUCACGGUCUCCCAUCUGGAAAGCCAUCGAGAUGGGCUGCGGAACAGCAUCAUGGACGUCCGGUCGCGGGUAGAUUCCAAGACUCUCACCCGAAAUACCAGAAUCAUUGCAGAGGCCCUGACCCGAGUUAUCUACAACCUGACAAAGAAGGGCACCCCUGCUGAUCUUCAGGUGUUCACAGAACAGAUGCAGAUCCAGCAGGAGCAGAUCGACUCUGUGAUGGACUGGCUCACCAAUCAGCCCCGCGCCGCCCAGCUUGUGGACAAAGACAGCACCUUCCUCAACACCUUAGAGUAUUAUCUGAGCCGCUACCUGAAGGAUGUCAGACAGCACCAUGUGAAGGCAGACAAACGGGACCCUGAGUUUGUCUUCUAUGACCAACUGAAGCAGGUGAUGAAUGCCUACAGGGUCAAGCCAGCUAUCUUCGACCUUCUCCUGGCUCUCUGCAUAGGAGCCUACUUGGGAGUGGCUUACUUUGCCGUCCAGCACUUUGGGCUCCUCUAUAAGACAGUACAGAGAAUAUCUCUGAAGAUGAAGCAGCAGUGAACUGGCCCCUCAGCACCCUCGUCAAGCAGCACUGAGCCAGGCACCUCAGAGGGAGCAGCCAGGAGCUUCCAUUCAGUCCAGCCACGUCUCUGCCCUUUUGUCCCCCCGCCCACCCCCGUCUGGCUCAGUCCUGCCUUCUGCUCUCUUCUCCACUCCAGGGCAGGGAGGGCAAGAGACCCAGAGGACCGCUCGGGCCCACCUUCCAGCCUCCUGCACCCCUGCCUGCCCCAUCACGGGCGGGCGAGGCAGAGACACUGAACAGCGGGUGUCCUUAAGCUUCCUCAGAGUGUAGCCGAGGAGCCUGGACCUGCCGGGGUCCUGGGGGAGCGGAGCUCUGGCCCUGGGACCUGCCACGCCCCAGACCUUGGAGCUCAUGUUAACAGUGCACACCUGAAUUAAAGAGAACCAGAAACUCGA
Molecule: messenger RNA, 2279 nt
Organism: Dromiciops gliroides (monito del monte)
Lineage: Eukaryota; Metazoa; Chordata; Mammalia; Microbiotheria; Microbiotheriidae
Gene: NCLN
Product: nicalin
Biological process (GO): regulation of signal transduction
Cellular component (GO): endoplasmic reticulum membrane
Source: RefSeq, a predicted model, not a curated record